GAGUUUGUGUUGAAUCGAACAGUCAGUGAAGUUGAUGGUAUGCUGCACAUAGAAAAUACAGCGGCGUUUAAUAUAGCUCGUUGUAACGCUCAAACAAACAUGUUGAUGAUCCACUAUAAAACAGGAAGACCAACUACAAUGCUUAUCAACAAUAUCAGUUUCGCAGACGUAAAUGAUUUGAAUUUCACAAAGUGUCCUACAUCGGCCUAUGCAUGUACAAAAGAUGAUGAGUGUGACCCAUCAAAUUCGACUAUUGAUUCAGAAGAUGGGAAGGUGAGAGAAUUUAUCCCGGGAUGUGUUCCUAUUUGUGGGGUGUGCAAAAGUGGAUUUGUAUGUAACAAAGCUGCAAGGUGUGUGGCGAUAGUGUACCACAACACCAGGAGUUUUUCUGUUGGUCCUUUUGUUUUGAUUCUUUCAUUAUGUAUUCUGCUUGUGAUGUAA
Molecule: messenger RNA, 441 nt
Organism: Entamoeba invadens IP1
Lineage: Eukaryota; Evosea; Mastigamoebida; Endamoebidae
Exons: 2
Source: RefSeq, a predicted model, not a curated record